AUGGAGCAUGAAAAGCCUGGCCAAGACCUAUGGCACCGUGCCUGGUGCUCAUACAGGCUUGUUGUGACACCUUUCGAGCCAGGGUUGGCGGUGGACUAUGACGAGGAAGAUGAUAUUUCACCUCAGCAAAACGUACUAAUGGCUGUUCGCUUUGACGCUGCGAAAUCCUUCGGAUCUGCUCCCAGUCAAUGCGAAGAUGCACUGAUGACUCUCGGAGUGGAAGCACCGUCGCCAUCGCAGUUGUGCACCAGCUGCGCCGCGAUUGACUUGCACACCAUGUUUACUACGGAGACCGCACCACAGGGCGGCUCUAAAGCGCAAGACGCGAAAAGGUUUAGUACGCCACACGUCUCGACUUCUGGACGAUCAUGUCAGGCUGAUGGCACCACUUCGCAGCGCAAUGCUUCAAUUCCGACUCUUGAUUCAUCUGAGCAGGAACAACAGUUCCCGUCUGCUCGAUUUACCACAGACAAGGUCAUUGAUCCGGCUCUUCUCGGUGCUUGGGCAGCAAUGAGUUCCACAUCUUCGGCUUUACCGCCGACACUGGGCUUGUCAAAACACUGCUCAAGUGGCCAGCUGAAGCUAGUCGACGUAGAGACGUGCUCUUUGUUUACUGCUACAAAGCCGCCGGUGUAUGCAGCUCUCUCUUAUGUGUGGGGCACGCAAUGCACUCGGUCGUCGAAUACUGUGAGUGAUGGGCCGCUCCGACUGGCGGCCUUACCCCGAACGAUCCGCGAUGCUCUCAAAGCAACAGAAUACAUGGGCUACCGUUACCUUUGGGCGGACGCUUUCUGCAUUGAUCAUGUCAAUCAAACGCAAAAGCAAGCACUUAUCGCUCAAAUGGAUGUGGUUUACGAAAGCGCUGCGAUUACAAUUGUGGCUGCUGCGGGUGACCAUGCAGACUCUGGGCUUCCAGGCAUCUCUCCGCGGCUGGACUCUUGUGUCGCAAUUCGUGGUGAUUCCAGGAACUACCAUGCUGGCAUUGAGCUGCCUGUACCCUCUCGAGCAGUCUUAUCUUCGGCAUGGAAUACGAGGGGCUGGACCUUCCAAGAGGCGCAACUAUCAAGAGUUCGGGUUUACUUCACGCCACGCGAAGUAAUUCUUACCACUGGAGAUUGGUAUCAGAGAGAGUCUCAGGGACGUGCGAAGAUCGUGGAAACCACCGCUCGGGUCGAUGGCUGGUCCUCGCCCAAGCUGAGGACGGACUUCAGGCUAUACUCUAACGCGCUUGAGGCUUACUGUUCACGAAGGCUUAGCAAUGAAGACGACACUGUCGCGGCUUUAGUAGGCUACGUCAACGCCUCGACAGACGCAUCUGAUUCUUGGCGCGCAUCUCAUCUGCAUCACGGCCUUCCUCUACCCUUCUUCAACGCUGCUCUACAUUGGCAGCCUAUCAUCAAGAAAUCCAAUUUCGCUCUCUCUCCAGAAUUGGGGCGCGCCUUCGUUGAGGAGGCUAAGGCUCAUAGUGGCGUUCGACCUGGCUUUCCUUCGUGGAGUCGGGCAUCCGUCCGGCUCCCACGCCUCAGCCACGGCAACAUCAAAGACUCAUUUGGUCUGUUCCCCGGCAGCUCUAAAGACCUACAUCGCUUUGCCUUGAUGAAACAUGAAAGACACAUCCUUGGCGUGCCAGCUAUAUACGAUAUUCGCAGUAUGAAGGAUGUCACAGAGCACAUUCCACCAAGCGUUCCCGAUCGUGUAUUUCCAGAGCCUGCCACUCGAGGCUGGUGCGGUACGGUUGACAUCACAUCCGAGAUCUCAUUCCGCAGUGUCCAAGAGGCUUCCAAAGGAUCCCCCUCUCCACCCUUCAGCACGUUCAGCAAGACGAUCUGGAUCGACUGCGAAGCGCCGACCCCCGGAACAUUCCAAGCUGACCCUCAGCUCGACGUCCUAUGGCUCUGGACGGUGUCCCGGCCAUGCCGUGUGGUCAACGAGGAAUCCGAUGCUUCUAUGCUAUUUCGGUUUGGUAUCACUUUUGAUCUGCGAACGGACAUAACCGGGAACCCGCCGACUGUCUACAUUUCAACGUCAGGCUGGAUCACCAACGACGUCCCAUGGAUGCAGAAGCAGCCAGUCGCGGCGGACGAAGUCCAAGCAAUUCGGACGGUGGAAAGGUACUCCACCGAAUAUAAACAUGCUGUACCCGUCAAAAUGCUCCAAGAGACAUGCGAUGCUAUCAUAACGGGAGCAUCGGGUCGAAUGCUCAAGAUUAUGAUCGUGAGACGAGUUGGGCAAUAUGUCCGACGUGUAGGUCUUGUCGAGCUUACACCGCGCGAUUGGUCUGAAUGGAAGGCAGACGGCUUCACGGAAUCGCCAAUCCAGUCGAAGUGGUUUGCUAUCAUCUGA
Recurvomyces mirabilis is the source of this 2343-nucleotide messenger RNA. RefSeq lists its product as uncharacterized. The transcript is spliced from 2 exons. Lineage: Eukaryota; Fungi; Ascomycota; Dothideomycetes; Mycosphaerellales; Teratosphaeriaceae. The coding region runs from base 1 to 2343 and encodes 780 amino acids. The record is from RefSeq and is a predicted model, not a curated record.